AAAAAAAAAAUAAAUAGAGCAACAAACCCAUUAUGCUCACAUGCGGGUUACUUUUGUGAUAAGAAAAGUUCUUAAGGUUGCUCAAGUGCUUAUCAUUAAGCUUAAAUGGUUGUAGUUUCUUCCACUUUGAUCAAGAAUGUGAAAUAUAAAAAUAGAAUAUUCCAACGAUAUUCUUCUUCACCCAUCUCAAUAAUUGAAUAAUUGAAUAUCUGAUAGUUAUGAGCAAUUCACACAUUAUUCGUAAUUGUUUAUAUGACACAAUAUCGCUCAAGUUUGUUUUGACUUAUUGAUAAAAAAAAGCUCACGUUGGAAAGCUCAAAGCUGUUAGCUACACGUGACGUUCGACCGGUUUGUGAGAGUGCCGGAUUGGAUGAAUAUCAGCUGCUUCAGUUCCACUCGAGUCGGUUCACCAUGAAGGUGCGACGCAAUCCGCUGCCCCGGCGCUUGGUCGAUGCAUUGUGCUAUCUUGUGAUCGGCGUAUUUUUGCCAAUUGUUUUCAUAUUCGAAAUUAUUGUUGUGCUGCCAGCGAUUCAUGAGCCGGGUGGCUUUUUACACACCUACACUUUCCUCAUGGCAAUGUUUCUGUUAUUCAACAUCAAGUCCAACAUGAUAGCGUGCAUGAUGAUUGACACAAGCGUCGAUAGUGAACGCAGCAAAGAGCCGCCAGAGGGCGCUGUGGAGCGACACGGUUGGCGGCAUUGCAGCACCUGCGAUCGUUUAGCACCUCCCAGAUCGUGGCACUGCAAAGUGUGCCGCGUUUGCAUACUGAAGCGUGAUCAUCAUUGCCUCUUCACUGCCUGCUGCAUUGGCCAACAUAAUCAUCGGUUCUUUAUGUGCUUCACCUUCUACCUAUUUGUGGGAUCAGUCUAUGCAUUGAGUUAUAACUCAUACUACAUGUGGGUGCUUAAUGGCGCCACCUAUUGCUCAUGGUUAACAGCGAUUAAGCUCAUUUGCCCCAUGUUCAUGCUGGUCAUAGGCAACUUCUGGACGAACCUACAAUUGCUCUUCUAUAGCCUGAACAUUCUAGCUCUGCUUUACUCGAUUGUUAUAUUGAUCUAUCAUGUGCCCAUUGUAAUGCGUGGUGAAGUCUGUGCAGAGAGCGGCAAGGAGCACAAUUAUAAUAAGGGAGUCUAUGAAAAUUUACAAAGUGUUUUUGGCAAGCGAAUGCACUUGGUUUUGAUCUCUCCGUUGGUCAAAAGCGAACUGCCGAGCGAUGGCUACAGCUGGAGCACGGAAACUAAAAAGAACAGCUAGCUGUGGAAAUUGGAAAAUUUCAAUAUAUUUUCUGAUAGACUGAAAAUAAAGUUAAGAUUGUAACACUAAUUUAAGCGAAAUCUUUAACAACUUUGAUGUACCAUCGAAAUUAUAUGUUUUUUGUUUCGUGAAUAAACUCUUUAGAAGAAUGAAAUUACGCCGUACUUUUAUGCCUCAACGUCUAGAAGAACUCUUUUGCUACCUUUUAAUAGGGCUUCUCGUGCCUGUUGUUUUCAUUUACGAUAUUAUUAUUGUACUUCCUGCAAUCCAUGAAUCAGGAAGUUUCGCCUAUUUCUUCACUAUUCUAACGGGUCUCUUUCUGUUAUUUAACAUAGAAGGCAAUCUCUUGGCCUGCAUGCUGGUGGACACCAGUGUAGAUCAACUCGUUAAGCCACCAUCAGAAGAAUGUUCAGAGCAUCUCAAGUGGCGACAUUGCGAUGCUUGCGAUCGCUUGGCACCACCCAGAUCUUGGCAUUGUAAAGCAUGUGGAGUUUGUAUAUUAAAACGCGAUCAUCAUUGCUCAUUCUCGG
Messenger RNA from Drosophila albomicans, 1784 nucleotides. Its product is annotated as probable palmitoyltransferase ZDHHC24. NCBI's taxonomy places the organism in Eukaryota, Metazoa, Arthropoda, Insecta, Diptera, Drosophilidae. Gene Ontology annotation, biological process: protein targeting to membrane; peptidyl-L-cysteine S-palmitoylation. The transcript is spliced from 3 exons. Gene Ontology annotation, cellular component: endoplasmic reticulum; Golgi apparatus. The record is from RefSeq and is a predicted model, not a curated record. Gene Ontology annotation, molecular function: protein-cysteine S-palmitoyltransferase activity. Bases 412 to 1254 code for a protein of 280 amino acids.